AUGUUUUCCGUAGUAAAGUUUGUUUUGGUGAACAUCGUCAUAACUGCUGCUGUCUCUUCUCGUGAUUGUCCCCACGGGCACUUCAGAGUUCCCCGCAUGGCGGAAUGCCACCGGUGGCUGACCUGCGAGGACCUGCUGCAAAUCACAGUCCUCGAGGUGAUCGGGCAGGGGGCCGUGAAGAGAGUGCACCGGGCGAGGUGGCGUGGCGACGUCGAGGUCGCCGUCUCGUUCCUCAACAGCGUGGACCUGGCGGAGGACUUCCGCCACAACCGGGAGAUGCUGGAGCUGUUUGGCUGCAGUCCUCUCGUGGUGCAGCUGGUGGGGUUCUGCGCGGAGGAGGGCGUGCUGGUGACGCAGUAUCACAGACUCGGCGACGCCGCAGACCUGGCCAAGGUUCUACCCGAGGGCCGCCGGGACGAGAGGUCCGCGCUGCGCCUCUGCCACAACUAUGCCUCGCUCAUCAGCCACCUUCACUCGGGACCGGGCGGGCCCCGCGUCAUGUGUGACUCCGCAGACCUCGGCAAGCUGCUCGGCCAGUUGCUGGUCACGGACGACCGCACCUUGGUGCUCAACGACCUGGAUGCUCUCCCGCUUGUGCGGCCCGGCGAAGCCGUCAAGUGCGGCCGCCGCGAGCUCUCGGGGGACUUCGUGGCGCCGGAGCAGCGAUGGCCUCACCCGGGACCGUUCAGGGAUGAGAGCAUGCCCGGGUACGGUGUGGAGACGGACAUCUGGAAGCUGGCCACGGUGUGCGAGGCCUUCCUGCAGUACGUCCCGGGCAGCGAGGCGUCCCUCUACAGCCUGUAUGCUCUGCACCGGCGGUGCAAGAGUCCCUCCCCUGCGUCGCGGCCGGCCGCGAGCGAGCUGGUGGAGGCAUACGGCCGACUAUUGGCUGACGGCCACGACGAGCUGUGACUCCUCCCAGGUACUCAACCUCAGUCUUUGGAAAACUCACCAAAAAGUGUAGAACAAUUUUUUAAAUAGUGUGGAAAUGCAUCAUAUAUAAGGCAAAAUAUAGCAGGACAGUUAAUUUUUACUUCUUUUGACUUUUUAAUUAAAUUAUAUUAUUGCUCUAAAAUGUUGUUUUUGAGUUUUUUUUUAUCAUAGUGCAUAUUGAUACUAUUCUGGUUUUACAAGAAAAUAAUUAUAUUUUUGGAGGAUACUAGCUUGUUUUUUAGCGACUUGCGAUUAAGGAGUGAGAUGGAUUUAGUAGAUUCAGUGGGGUUCUUUACCGUAAUUUUUGAAAAAAAAAUAAAAAUUUUCAAUUGGUGUUAGUAGUUCUGUGUUUAUUGAUGGGCAGUAGUUUUGUCAUAUUGACAUUGGAACCUUUGCAGCUAAUUUUAAAAAAUUUAAAAGUUUUUAAUGCAUAAGUACAAGCUAACUUAAAAGUAUAAACUUGUAAAGUAGAUGAAAAAUGUUUUGGAAUCAGAACAUUUUUUUGAUGGAUUUCUCUAGCUUAAGGUUUGAAUUAGGCCUUAGCUGAGUCGUACCUGAUCUGUAACAGAAUUACUACAGUCUUAAAACAGUUUGUGGAGAGCUUCUGAAAUUGCAACAGAACAGACCGGGAGUGAUGUUUGUUAUCAGCUCGGAUGUGGAGAGAGGAGGUCAUCCUGUGGAAUGUCCGAGGAGUACCGUUUGCAGUGGUUGCUAUCAGCGUUUCUGUGGUUUUAAGAUAGGAUAUUUUUUUCUUAUUCCAAACAACAGAGCAGAAGGUCUCUCCUAUUAGAACACCAGAAUUCUCUCGUUCUCUGCAUGAAAAAUGAUUGCCAUGAAGAAUUCUCUGUUGCCUCUGAUUUUGUGUGUGUCCGUCGUGUUGGUGGGCGUGGAGGUGCAGGGGCAGGCAGCCAACUGCAACUGUCGCCACACGGGCAUCUACAACCCCGUGUGUGGCACGGACAACGUCACCUACACCAACCGCCAGCAUCUGGAGUGCACGCGUGCGUGCGGAAAAGAUGUCCGAGUUAAGUACUACAGUGCAUGCAUAGCAAGUGUGAGAAACUAGCUGUUGGAAAGAGUUGCAAAUAGUCACACUUUGUAAUUUAAUUUGUGAGAAAUUUUUGUUUCUGUUAAUUUAAACUUUUUUUUUGCAGCAUUAGUUUUGCAGUAGGUAGUCUUGAAGUAAUAAAAAUGUUUGGGAAGUUGUGAA
This is a messenger RNA of Bacillus rossius redtenbacheri, 2143 nucleotides long. RefSeq names its product protein O-mannose kinase-like. Lineage: Eukaryota; Metazoa; Arthropoda; Insecta; Phasmatodea; Bacillidae. The record is from RefSeq and is a predicted model, not a curated record. Gene Ontology annotation, cellular component: endoplasmic reticulum membrane. The transcript has 3 exons. Gene Ontology annotation, molecular function: ATP binding; carbohydrate kinase activity; protein kinase activity. Bases 1 to 912 code for a protein of 303 amino acids. Gene Ontology annotation, biological process: protein O-linked glycosylation; carbohydrate phosphorylation; protein phosphorylation.